Colletotrichum phormii is the source of this 921-nucleotide messenger RNA. RefSeq lists its product as uncharacterized. The record is from RefSeq and is a predicted model, not a curated record. Bases 261 to 761 code for a protein of 166 amino acids. NCBI's taxonomy places the organism in Eukaryota, Fungi, Ascomycota, Sordariomycetes, Glomerellales, Glomerellaceae. The transcript has a single exon.
CGGCCCACCUUACCCAACCUGGUUUUUGGAUCGUCCAACGACUGACAAGCACAGCCCUCGCUCUCGUUCACGGUUGUUGUUCUCGUCGCCUGCAAGGACCGAAUCCGUCGACAUGUCGGUCAUCAGUGUGCCAAAUUGGUGAUGAGUUGUUCCGGAAAGCGGAAAUCCGGGACGUGGGUGCUGGUCCAUGGGUCGCGGCUUCAAGCUGCCCCCUGGUCCUCCCAUCGCCCUACUCUUAAAGAUGGGACGCCGUCUUCGCCAUGCCACGCCGUGAGGCGCCUUUCGGGUUCCCUCGGACAGAUGACAGAUCGUGGACACCGGCCGCUUGGGUCAUUUGGGCCCGGGAGGCUGAAGCUUGCUCGUCUCAAGCCCUCCAUGCUUUCGGCCAUCAUCUCCCGGCCCCGAAGAGUUCAUUCCAACUUCUGCGUCCAGCCAGGUCUCACUUCAGCCUUAUUCAUACUGCCUCUUGCGUGGCUGCUACACUUACCGUACCAAGUCAUUUCUCAGUACGACCAUGUCCAAACUCAACGGUGGCGGGUGCCGUGUGGCAUGUAGCAUGUGGCAUGCGGCACGACAAUUCAGAUACCAGAGCCGACAACGAAGCCUCGACUCGACAUGCCGUUUCUGCAGAUGCAAACCAUCGAUAUGUGGUGCCCUCAGAAAGCUUCGAAUUUGUGUUUGCGACAAGGCUGCCACUUUCAUCUCGGAAAGGCUGGCACGGCUGGCAAAUAUUAUUGGGCCCAUUCGGCUGGAUCUGCUAGAAGGGCCAUGCACAUUGGCUUGCAUCUCCUUGAUGUUGCUAUUUGUGUUUUUGGCCGCGGGGUUGCAGCUUGCUGUACUACAUCAACUCGUGACCUAAGCAUACAACACCAGGUAUCCGAAUAUUCAUCAGACGAAAGUACCUCCAGGUCGCUCGAUGUU